CCUCAAUAGACGUCAGUGAUUGGUUGAAAUUACCGAAAUACGACAGUUUUAACACGAAAUAACUUUAAAAAUAUAAACUUUUCUCAACAACACUAAGAGUAAAAGAUGUUUUAUAUGACACAUUCUACCAGUGUCCAAAGAGCCUGACUUGUCACAUUCUAUGUCAUACUAAAUCUCCCUGAGAACAACGUUAAGAGUACAUAUGUCUGUGGAGUGCUCAGCUACUUGCACGUUAAUUUCACGAGCAAUUUGUUCCGUUGAUUGAAUCAGCUGGAACCAUAACUCUAACCAACGGAAUGCUGCAAUACAAUACAAUUUUGAGCAACAGAGAUUCAGAAUCCAACCGAAACCAGCUGGCGAAAGUUCUGCCUGGUGUUAAACUAGUAGUAACAUGAAACAGCCACUUUGAUGUGGCGAUUAACUUUACUGGUAUUCUUUUAUUGGAUCUUUCUGUUCUCUGUUCUAUAAGACAAAAUAUACAAGUAUACGAAACUUUAAAGUGUUUCGGUAGAAAACACACUAAAUAAAAAAUGGUGUCCGCCAAAUCAGAAAGAUCCCUCAAUUUUGCCAGCUGAAUAAACUGGAGCAACAUGAAAUUUAUUCCAUGUCUUGCUCAAGGACAGAAGGCGCGCCCAGGAAUCGAACUCAUGACCUCAGGAUCAUGAGCUGUCCUAACCACUAGGCGACACGUCUUCAAAAGGUCCAAAAGACAAAAUUCGGAAUUUUUCUUUAAAUACAAGCUAGAAGAGACGAUUGAAAAAAAAUUCACGCUGAAACGAAUAAAUUCUGGAAGUUUUAGUAGUUUCGUUUAGCUGAAAUAAGAAGACAAUAUUAAACGCAUUCCCGGUUUUGUAUAUUUAUAAGGAACGAUAGCAAAUAUGGAGGAGCACGUGGAUAAGUCUCGGACCCUGUUUGUUAGGAAAAUACCUCUGACAGCAACAAAUGAAUCCCUUGCGAAUAAAUUUAGUGAGGUUGGACCAGUUAAACGGGCUUUUGUUAUUAAAGAAAAAGGUGAAACUAAGAAGAACCGAGGCUUUGGUUAUGUCACAUAUUCUUUCAGAGAUGACGCUGUUAAAGCAAUGGAAACCAUCAAAGAAUUUGAUGGUCGUAACAUAUUCAUCACUUUUGCCGAUCGGAGAAAUAUGGGGGAUUCUUCAUCACAGAAAAAAGCACCCCCAACCAAACGGGUUGAGUCGAGUAAAUACUUAAGAGCCAGAACUAUUGUCGUGUCACGGAUUCCGAAAAACACACCACUUGAGAAAAUCGAGAAACUGGCCAAGUCCCUAAAGAAGGUUAUUAAUAUGGAAUACAAAGAUGCAGAAACCAAUCCAACGGCAUUGAUGCAUUUUAAAUCUAUCCGUGAAGCAAAGAUGGCCCUGCGUAAACUAGACAAUUCACAAUUCAGAGGUGUGACUUUAAAGGCAAUACAACAAUGUAACGAUGCUGCUUACAUGCCUCGGAAAGUUCUCAAGAUGCGACGCCUCAUAGUUAGGAACCUGUCUUUCAAAGUAUUGAUACCGAGUUCAAAUAACAGAAGUUGCGGUUUUGGAUUUAUUCAGUUCAUAGACAUUCGAAGUGCUGACAGAGCUAUUAAAGAGAUGAAUGCAAAGGAAAUUGAUGGACGAGUUGUUGCCAUUGACUGGGCAAUAUCCAAGACAAAAUAUGAUAAAUACAAAGAAUCGUUACAGCAAAAAGAUUCUAAGAAAGAUGACAGUAAAGUCCCUGUCAAUGGUAAGGGUUCAGGUGGUGACAACGAUGAUGAUGAUGAUGAUGAUAAUGACGAUGAUAACGAUGACAAUGAUGAUGAUGGCAGUGAUGACUCUGCCAGCGUUCAUGAAGAUGUGAAGUCAGGGAAGAAGAAAGUUAAAAGCAAAAUCUCUGAUGAUGAUGAGAGUGAAGGAGAUGACGACGGCGACGAUGAUGAUGAUGGUGUUGAAGAUGAUGAUGGUGAUGAUGAUGGUGGUGAAGAUGACGAUGGUGAUGAUGAUGAUGACGAUGGUGAUGAAGAUGAUGAUGAUGAAUCUGAUAUAAAUGACAGUGACAUAGAAGACAGCCAAGUUGAAGACAAGGCAUCAAAGAAGAAAGCUCAAACCAACAAACAGCUGCAGAACAAAAAGAGUGAUGUUAAUCAAGGAAGAACCAUUUUUGUCAGGAAUGUUCCAUUCAGUUGUACUGAAGCAGAUUUAACAGAUUUAUUCUGCAAAUUUGGAGAAAUUACUUACAGUGUCCUGGUAAAGAAAGAUAAUAUUCCUAGAGGAUCUGGCUUUGUACAGUUUGUAAAUAAAGAAGAUUCAGAGAAGUGCCUUGAAAGAUGUAGUGGAGAAACACCGAAAGAGAAGAUCUUAAGUGGUGGUCGCCAACUGUUUGUCUCCGCUGCCCUCUCUCGUGAACAAGUUGACAACUUGAAGACUUCAAAAACAGAAAAUACCAACAAAGAUGGUCGGAAUUUGCAUUUAGCUCGGGAAGGAUUAAUCCGUGUUGGUAUGAAAGCUGCUGAAGGCCUUUCCAAAUCAGAUUUAAAUAAACGACUAAAGGUAAGUUUCCCUUUUUUGUUAUUGGAUUUUAAUCCCAGAAUUCAGCUGUGCAAAUACCCUAAUCCCUUGGUUUCAAUCAUCAUCUUUACCAUCAUCCUUGUUUAGCAACUUUUCUCCAAG
Octopus bimaculoides (California two-spot octopus) is the source of this 2654-nucleotide messenger RNA. RefSeq names its product RNA-binding protein 28. Gene Ontology annotation, cellular component: nucleolus. Lineage: Eukaryota; Metazoa; Mollusca; Cephalopoda; Octopoda; Octopodidae. Gene Ontology annotation, molecular function: mRNA binding. The record is from RefSeq and is a predicted model, not a curated record.